AUGGCCUACGAUGGUUACUACGACCAAUAUCAACCGGGCAACACGAACCCGAAUCCAAACGAGCAUGGAUAUCCCCAAGCGCAGUAUCCCUACUACGAACCAGACCAUUUGAGUAUGCCCCAGCCGCAGAUGCCGACCGGUUCACCAGCAAACCCAGCCCCGGAGCCGUACAACUACUCAGAGCCGUACAACUAUCCAGAGCCACAGCGCCACCAGCCGAGCCAACCAAGCACCGGCCACAUCAACGAUGCCGUCAACUCGGCGGUCAACAGCAGCGGGUCAGGCUAUCUGUCCCCAGAAGUACUCUCGCAAAUCACGGCCACAGUCAUCCAGCAGCUGAAAACGACCGGGUUGGACAACGGCCUACAAGGGUCUGGUGCGCCCCCGCCCCGCUCGCAAUCGCAGCAGCCAUGGCAAACAGACUCGCGGCCGCACACAGAGUCUCCGCCUAUCGCGCCUCCAAGGAGUAAUUCAAUCCCCCCACCCAGCUCGCUGCCUGGAAACAUCGACAAUUAUCAACCAUUUGUUUCGGACGAGAUUCGUCCUAGCCCGAGACCUACUCCUCCCCCGCGGAAAGACGAGCCUCUGUGUCCAGCCAGGACAGUGCGCGGAGCCAUAUGGCCCCCAGAUCGCGAUGUCACGGUCGUGGAAAUGACCACCCUGGAGAAGAUUUGGGGCACCUUGUUUGAGGAUGACAAACGGACUCCCACGAAGAAGUGUGGUCAAUUUUUGCGGGGUAUCGCAGUGCAUCUGAUUGAGGACUAUGAGCCUAAAAACAGUAUCGUGAUUUUGCCCGAAAAGAUGCAGCAAUUUUAUCGAGAUACUCAUGAUCCCGAUGAUCCCUACCCAUGGCAUGACAUUUUCGAUGAUCGCACAUCGUCCAUUUCCCGACUGUUUCGGGAAGCGAAAGUGCAGCACCAUCUCGUCCAGAAGAACGGCGAUCUGACUGAACGUCCCGAUGUGCCUGGUUUGACACCCAAGGGCUUUGAACAGUGGGCAACUAUAAUGAUUCUGUCCAACCCAAACCGCGAAUACGAGCGUUUGGCAAAGGCAGUCCUAAACAUGCCCAUCAGCAACCCAGAUGACAAAAAAGAGCGCUUCCCCAAGGAACUUCCACGCCGCCUCUUCCCCGACGUCCCAGACUUCGAUCUCAGAGAACGAAUCGAAGACCAUAUCGUCAAACACUGUGGCGUUGAUCUUCCCUACAUCACCGCCGAGGAACGUGCCGAAGCCUUUCACCCUCGCACUGGUCGUUCCUCUACAACAAACUCCUCCCCACCCCAGCGCGCACAAUCCUACGAGCGAGGCCGGCCCUCUCGCGCCUCCCCCGGAUCCACAGCACGCGACCCAACACCCGCCGUAAUAGACGACGAAGACAUCCCCAUAGCCCCGGGCCCAAUCGAGCGCGAACGCAAACCAUACAGCGCAGCACCAGGCCGCGGCAAAACAUACGACGAAGGAUCCAACAGUGCGAAAAGCUCAUUCUCGACCUCCCGGCCAUCCGUCUCUACCUCCGAGGCAACCCCCAAGCCCCAGCGCUCAGAGUAUGAUCGCGAUUCCCUAUACGCGCGAGACAGAUACGCGCGGGGCUCGCGUAGCUCUUCGCGCAGCGUCCAUCGAGACGGCUAUCGUCACUCGGAGAGUGACUUGCCUCGAGAUCGCGAGCCGCGGUAUGCGGGCGUUUCAUCGCAGGAUCUGCCGUACAUGGAGUCGCCGAUUUCGGCUGAUGAUGAGCCGAGAAGGUAUCAUCAUCAUCGUGGGGGUAGUCGGGGUGGUGCGGAUGAGGACUAUUAUCGAUCGGGUGUGCUUGGGGGUCAUGGCAUCUCGCAUGGAUAUGACAAGCAUUAUGUAGGCGAUCGAUUCUCCCGGGGUUGA
Messenger RNA from Penicillium brevicompactum, 1875 nucleotides. RefSeq lists its product as uncharacterized. Lineage: Eukaryota; Fungi; Ascomycota; Eurotiomycetes; Eurotiales; Aspergillaceae. The record is from RefSeq and is a predicted model, not a curated record. Bases 1 to 1875 code for a protein of 624 amino acids. The transcript has 4 exons.